Molecule: messenger RNA, 24067 nt
Organism: Lymnaea stagnalis (great pond snail)
Lineage: Eukaryota; Metazoa; Mollusca; Gastropoda; Lymnaeidae
Source: the annotation of a GenBank genome assembly
UUUAUCUCCAAGAAAGGAUUUAAGAAUGUUCGUUAAAGGACAACUGAUUGUUCUUCUUCUUUUAAUAUUAAUUGUGAAUGUGGUAAGUUGGAUCAAAUCUCUUUAAACAUAGUUCAUCAAAUCUUUUUUUUGUAUUCUUGCUAUAAACUGCAUUUUCUGCCUACAACAACAAAAAGGGGCUCCUCUGUUGGCCGAAAGAAUUGAGAUGGACUUUUCCCACGAUCAACACUAAAUUGCCUCAGCAAAAGUAACUGCGAUGUUAUGACCCUUGAACUAUAAAAAUUCGUUUACACACCUAGAACUAUAGUUUUUAUUGUAAGCAUUUAGAUAAUUGUCAUGUGUUCUAAAGCGCAGCUUCAGACAGCUUACAUUUUAUUGGCCUUGUUAAUACAUUUAGCAAAAAUACCAAUAUACAUUUGAUUUCGGCAAACAAUGACCCAGUGCAGGUGCUACAGCCGAUCUAUUGAUUAUGGAAAUCAAAGUCUAGCAUAGAAAGAAUUGAUUUUUUAAACACCGAAAGUAUUUAAAACUGAAAGUAAAAUAACGUGUCUAGCAAGUGUAAUGAAAUUGAUUGAGUUAUAUGGCAUGUUUAGGACGUUGGAUCAAGCUUCAAAUAUUUACAGAUAAAGGGCAAAAGAAUUAGAAAAUUUUAGAGCAUGUAGGCUUACCAUUUUUGUGCAGAUAAGGAAUGUUCAAUAUAUGUAUACAAUCUAUUUUAACAACAGAUUCAUAGAAAAUCUGAAUCUGACUAGCAAAUGUUAUUAAUGUUAUUAAAUCUCAAUGUCAGAAAAUCUAGAAAGUUCCCGAAUAUGAUUAAAAACUAAACGCGACAAAAGAUAUCCAAAUUUUAUAAAAUCGCGCUGAGCAGAAUACUUUUUUUUAGACCUAAGACUAAAUGCGGUUAGCAAACCACUACAUUAGCUAAUUUUCCUACUUAGUUUAAAGCUCUAAUAUAACAUUAGGUAAGGGAAAGAGAUUAAUUUCUAAAUUUCGUCUACAGAAAAUAGUUUUUAUUUUCAAACAAAUGUUUUAACAAUUAUUUUAAGUGAGGUUUAAUUCUGUAACACAAAGCAAAUCGUAAUUCAGCUUUAAGAUUUUCAUCUUUAGGUGUCAAUUUUUUUUUUUGCUGUUGAUAUUCGUAACUGAAGAAAAUCCCAGAUUUUCAGCAUAUACGUUCAGCAUAUAAAAAAACACACUGUAGCAAUUUAGUAAAGUACUACAUUUUUAUUUGAAUACAGUUCUAAAUCAUUGGGAACAUCCAGCAAAUCAGAUUUAAAACAUUUUUAUAUGCAAGGCAAAAAAUAACUGAUUUUGAUGAGUCUUCCAUAUUGACAUGAUAAGGAUGCUUCAUUGGCUUUAAUUAUAUACUCAAAAUUUCAACAACAAAAAAUAAAUACCUUUUUUUGUGCUUGAGUUGUCUUUUGUUUUAAAGUACAGCUCAUCAUAAUUUUGUUUUUUCCAAAAAAACAUAAAAAUUGUAUAAAGUGCGUACAAUUAGUUUGUUCCACUUGAAAUUUCACAAGUCUAAAAGUUCAUUUGAUCCAACAAAUAGUGUUGGCCUGAUCAUAGAUAGGCUUUCCAUAGAUUUACUUUCUUCUUAAACCAUUCAUAUUAGUUGAGUGGCUACAUUGCGGACUUGAAAUUGGAGAGAUAAUCACAUGUCGAACAGCUAGACUUUAUCAGUUACACAAACUUCCGGCAUGGUCUACGAGUCCCAAGUACAGUGGUAAACCUGUUAACUUCAAUCCUCAUCCUUGACCGUGAUGUCAGUUUUCAGAUAAGAGUCCUGGAUACACAUAAGUUUUAAAUUUUCUUUAUCCUUUUUUUUUUUUUAAAGACCUCUUUAAGACGAAUCUGAGUCUUUCCUCGCCCUACCAUUUUGAUCAUGACAAAUGACUUCAAUGAUUCCACACAAAAAUCGAAUAGAGAAGGCCGAUGUCCAAACACACCGCUGCUUCUGCCGUUGUUGUGGGGAUAAUUUUCAACAUUAAACCCAGCUGUCAUCCUAUUUGUUGAAAAUACUAUGUUGCUAAUACACGUUGCUAAUCCACUUCACAAGGAAGAUAAUGUAACAAGUAACCAUCAAGGUUAGUUCAACGUUUAAUUUCAAGAAAACAACAUGGAGUUCUACCACCAUGGACAGAAGACAGGAACUGCAUAACAACGUGACGUUAACACACAAUACAAAAUGUGGUGUGCAAAACAAUGCGCAACAUUCAGUAUUUUGUCACUUUUCAACACUAUUAGUUAAUGCAAGAUAUGUGCAAGGAAAUCCAGUUAUAAUACAACUGUUUUACAUAACAAUCCAUCCAUCUGAUUUUCCACGAAACUUGUAUCUAUUCGCAAGAUAAACACUAACAGAUAUGUUUUUCAAUCGAUAAAAUAAAGAUUUUGAGGCCAAAUUAAAAAUCAGGUUAUUAAACUAAAUGGCAGUAUAAUCUACUAAAUCAGGGGUCUCCAACUUACGGCCAGCGGGCCACAUGCGACCCGCGAGGCCCUAUCAUGCAGCCCGCGGAGACCUUUUUGUCUACGGACAACAAUUACGAAAAUGUACGUGUAUCUUACCAAGAUAAGACGCCGCUUACGUGGACAUUAUGUUUUUACCGAAUUAAAAUAGAAGCGCGCAGUAGCAGUGCGUUAUGUUUUCUAACCGAUCAUUACUUUGCAAAACCUUAUUCGCUGUUUACUUUUUCUACUUCCGUUUACAUUCAAUGAAAGGAGAAUAUAUAACGUCAUAUAGUGGCGGAGCUUUGCCCGCCGUGUUGCAGACAUGGGUGAAAAAACAUUGUGACUCAAAAAAGGAAAAAAAGGUAACCUUGUUUCGCCAAUUUUAAUUGCAAUGGAUGAAUCGCUGAACAGCUGUUCCACGUCUCAACUGCUUGUGUUCGUUAGGGGUGUGUGGAUGAAGACAUGUGCAUAACACAAGAGCUGGAUUCCCAACAAGCAUGCACGGAACUGUUACCGGAGAGGAUAUAUUCAAUGAUUUGAAAAAAAAACAUUUGCUGAUUAUAAUUUCGACUGGACUAACCUCAGUUACCUGACUGUUGAUGGAGGAAAGAACAUGAUUGGCAUAAAGAAAGGCUUGGUGGGACAAAUGAAGCAGGUGUGUAAUGAGAAAAAAAAUCUGCAACAAAUGUUCCUGCACUGUAUUAUUCACCAGAAAGCUUUGUGUGAUACAUGUGUGGUCAUUAGCAGUGUACUGAAUCCUGUGGUAGCGAGGUUUAAUUUAAUAAGGUCACGGGCUCAACCAUAGACAGUUCAAAGACCUGUUGAAAGAUACAGACACAGAAUAGCAAAAUUUACCAUAUUACACAGCAAUAAGAUGGCCAAGUUGUGAAAAAGGUCUGAGCAAAGUAUUUAAGUUAAGAAAGGUAAUAGGUGACUUGGAAAUUAAAGGCAAGCAACAGGCAUUACUGUCCGAUGAAGAGUGGGUAUGGAAAAUGGCCUUUGCUGCAGACAUAGCGAGUCAUUUAAAUUUUCUUAACCUAAAACUACAAGGAGAAGAAAAUCGAGUUGCUGAUCUAAACACCCCCUAAAGGCCUUCAGAUCCAAAUUCAUCUUGUUUGGGUUUUUUUUAAAACAAGUACAGGCCAACACCUUGACGCACUUUCAGCAGUGGACGGUCUUCAUGGCUGAAGCAACAGCGGAGUUCCCCACGUCAUUUGCAUGUGAGAAUUGCGAAGACCCCCAGUUGCAGUUUCAGCAGCGCUUUUCUGACUUGGAUUUAAAGGCAGAAGAAUUGAGACUUUUUCAACACCAAUUUGAAGCAAAUGUGGCCAGUCACCAAGAUGAAAUGCACUUUAGGGACAAGUUCAAAGAACGACCGGUGGGUUUUUAACAAUUUUCGCCCAUGGAAGACUUUCCUAAUUUCAAAACGUUUGCAUCAAGGUGUCUUUCAAUCUUUAGAACAACAUACCUGUGUGAAAAAACAUUUUCAAGAACGAAAUACGUGGAGAACAAUUUGAGAACAAAUUUGUCCGAUGAUAAUCUCAGGUUCUUGUUAUUAGGGACAUCAAAUCUAAAUCCAGAAAUGUCUGCUAAUCACUGCUAUUUUGGCAUACUGGAAACAAUGUCACCAUUCCAACUGAUACAGGUGUACAUGUGUCGUAGAUCAAUGUGUUAUUAAAUAAUAAAUGAAUUAAAUAAUAUUACAUUCAUAAUUAAAAACAAUAUCCAUGAUUUGAUUCUUUAAUUUGGACCUCGAGUGUGUAGUCGGUCCCCGAACUGCUGUUUGAUAGUUAAUGCGGCCCUCGAGCUGAAAAGUUUGGAGACCCCUGUGCUAUAUAAAUGAGUCAAAUUUAAAUCUAAGGUGUGUAUAUGUUCUAAGAGCUAAUGUUGUGUCUUUCGAAUUUCCAAAAAGUCACACAUAAUCUUCAUGAAAGUUAAUUGAGGUCAAGGAAACUUCAUUAGAAAUAGAAACAAAAAUGAAGAACCAAUUAAUAAUAAAAUAUGGACGUGUGCAGCUGAUUACAUAUGCUUCUCUGUAGUCUGUAUGCAGGGCGAAGAUAAUCAAACAAACCAGCUUUCUUUAUUGUUAUUAAAUAAUUUAUCACCCUUUAGAUUAAUUUACACUUACUCUCCAGAUCGAUGAAAAUGUUUUCCCUUAUGUCCUUUCAAAAGGUAAGCUUUGCAUGUCUACAACGCCGUCGUCGAACUGUCGGUUCAAUCUGUUGUACAGGUUAGACCUAUUUAUUCAUUUAUAAAUAUUCCAUGUAACAAACGGUUAUUGCAUGUGUUGUGAAUGAUGUCACGUUCUAAUUUUAAAUAUUAAAACUGAAUUCAACGUGUUUAGUAUAUUCCUAGGUAUAGUUACCAAAUAAAAGUAAUGAUCUUUCUAUGAGCAGUAGCUUCUAUAGACCUGUAGUUAAGAUCAGAAUGUAUCAAGUGUCUCAAAUCAUAAUCGACUUAAUUAAAAACAAAUUAGUUAUCCACAUGAUCUCUUCUUUAAUGUUUUGUACAGUGACAAUUAAAGAAACUUCAUUCACGUUAACAAAACAAAAACAAUAACUGAAUGUUGUGUUUGCUUUAUAAAUUAUGUUACGAAAUCAUUUUUUUUUCUCCAAAUCUAGCCCUCGUUGUAUCUCUCAAUAACAAAUUUUAAAAUGUCACUAAAUAAGAAAAAAUAUUAUUGAAACAAAGUGGCUAUUUGGACCCGGUUCCGAGAAGUUAGAGGUUUGGAUUAAAAUUUAAAAUAUAUAUAUAUUAUUGUUCGGGGCCCGGGUCCUAAUAACGGCGAUGCGCUUACGGUUCAAUUUUGACUCAAUGCUAUUCUUAUGUCAUUUGUGGCUGUUUAUUUUAGUUAAAAUUAAUAAUUAAGUUUAAAAAUAUAUAGUCCAUUCAUUUAUAUUUCAAUUCAUAACAAAUUUGUCUUUCAAACAUUGCAAUAAUUGUUAAAAUAUUUUUAAUAAACCCAAACUUUCAUCGCUUGGACCCAUUCCGAAUAGCCGCUGCCUUAUUUAAACGUGAUUUAUUUUAUAUGAUUAAAAGGGUAUUAUUUUUAUGACAGAAAUUGUGUCUUAUGGAGACAGUUGUUCUACGUGCAGUAUAUGUAAAAAUACACUUGAGUGUAUUGAGGGAUAUUGUAAAUGCCCUUCUACUACACAGGUGUAUUGGUCUGGAGAUUGCGUUACAGGUAAUUUUUGACGAACUUAAUAAACUUAUCGUUGUAACUCUGUAUGCAAUUUUGACAGUCUGUUCGUGAAUGCAUAUAUUGUCGUUGUGUUUAUGUCUGUAGGCAUGUAUGUUGGCAUGUCUGUAGGCAUGUAUGUUGGCAUGUCUGUUGGCAUUUAUGUUGGCAUGUCUGUUGGCAUUUAUGUUGGCAUGUCUGUUGGCAUUUAUGUUGGCAUGUCUGUUGGCAUUUAUGUUGGCAUGUCUGUUGGCAUUUAUGUUGGCAUGUCUGUUGGCAUUUAUGUUGGCAUGUCUGUUGGCAUUUAUGUUGGCAUGUCUGUUGGCAUUUAUGUUGGCAUGUCUGUUGGCAUUUAUGUUGGCAUGUCUGUUGGCAUCUAUGUUGGCAUGUCUAUAGGCAUUUAUGUUGGCAUGUCUGUUGGCAUUUAUGUUGGCAUGUCUAAAGGCAUGUAUGUUGGCAUGUCUGUAGGCAUGUAUGUUGGCAUGUCUGUAGGCAUGUAUGUUGGCAAUUAUGUUGGCAUGUCUGUAGGCAUGUAUGUUGGCAUUAAUGUUGGCAUGUCUGUAGGCAUGUAUUUUGGCAUUUAUGUUGGCAUGUCUGUAGGCAUGUAUGUUGGCAUGUCUGUUGUCAUGUCUGUUGGCAUUUAUGUUGGCAUGUCUGUAGGCAUGUAUGUUGGCAUCUAUGUUGGCAUGUCUGUAAGCAUGUAUGUUGGCAUGUCUGUAGGCAUUUAUGUUGGCAUGUCUGUUGGCAUUUAUGUUGGCAUGUCUGUAGGCAUGUAUGUUGGAAUUUAUGUUGGCAUGUUAGUUGGCAUUUAUGUUGGUAUGUCUGUAGGCAUUAUGUUGGCAUGUCUGUUGGCAUUUAUGUUGGCAUGUCUGUUGGCAUUUAUGUUGGCAUGUCUGUAGGCAUGUAUGUUGGCAUUUAUGUUGGCAUGUCUGUUGACAUUUAUGUUGGCAUGUCUAAAGGCAUGUAUGUUGCCAUGUCUGUAGGCAUGUAUGUUGGCAUGUCUGUCGGCAUGUAUGUUGGCAAUUAUGUUGGCAUGUAUGUAGGCAUGUAUGUAGGAAUGUAUGUUGGCAUUUAUAUUGGCAUGUCUGUAGUCAUGUAUGUUGGCAUUUAUUUUGGCAUGUCUGUAGGCAUGUAUGUUGGCAUGUCUGUUGGCAUUUAUGUUGGCAUUUAUGUUGGCAUGUCUGUAGGCAUGUAUGUUGGCAUUUAUGUUGACAUGUCUUUAGCCAUGUAUGUUGGCAUGUCUGUAGGCAUUUAUGUUGGCAUGUCUGUUGGAAUUUAUGUUGGCAUGUCUGUAGGCAUGUAUGUUGGCAUUUAUGUUGGCAUGUCUGUUGGCAUUUAUGUUGGCAUGUCGGUUGGCAUGUAUGUUGGCAUGUCUGUUGGCAUGUAUGUUGGCAUGUAUGUUGGCAUUUAUGUUGGCAUGUCUGUAGGCAUGUAUGUUGGCAUGUCUGUUUGCAUUUAUGUUGGCAUUUAUGUUGGCAUGUCUGUAGGCAUGUAUGUUGGCAUGUAUGUUGGCAUUUAUGUUUGCAUGUCUUUUGACAUUUAUGUUGGCAUGUCUGUAGGCAUGUAUGUUGGCAUGUAUGUUGGCAUGUAUGUUGGCAUGUCUGUUGGCAUUUAUGUAAGCAUGUAAGUUGGCAUUUAUGUUGGCAUGUCUGUUGGCAUUUAUGUUUGCAUGUCGGUAGGCAUAUCUGUUUGCAUGUCUGGUGGCAUGUAUGUUGGCAUUUAUGUUGGCAUGUCUGUAGGCAUGUAUGUUGGCAUGUCUGUAGGCAUGUAUGUUGGCAAUUAUGUUGGCAUGUCUGUAGGCAUGUAUGUUGGCAUUUAUGUUGGCAUGUCUGUAGGCAUGUAUGUUGGCAUUUAUGUUGGCAUGUCUGUAGGCAUGUAUGUUGGCAUGUCUGUUGGCAUUUAUGUUGGCAUUUAUGUUGGCAUGUCUGUAGGCAUGUAUGUUGGCAUUUAUGUUGACAUGUCUUUAGCCAUGUAUGUUGGCAUGUCUGUAGGCAUUUAUGUUGGCAUGUCUGUAGGCAUUUAUGUUGGCAUUUAUGUUGGCAUGUCUGUUGCCAUUUAUGUUGGCAUGUCUGUAGGCAUGUAUGUUGGAAUGUCUGUUGGCAUUUAUGUUGGCAUGUCUGUUGGCAUUUAUGUUGGCAUGUCUGUAGGCAUGUAUGUUGGCAUGUCUGUUUGCAUGUAUGUUGGCAUUUCUGUAGGCCUGUCUGUUGGCAUUUAUGUUGGCAUGUCUGUUGGCAUUUAUGUUGGCAUGUCUGUAGGCAUUUAUGUUGGCAUUUAUGUUGGCAUGUCUGUUGGCAUUUAUGUUGGCAUGUCUGUAGGCAUGUAUGUUGGAAUGUCUGUUGGCAUUUAUGUUGGCAUGUCUGUUGGAAUUUAUGUUGGCAUGUCUGUAGGCAUGUAUGUUGGCAUGUCUGUUUGCAUUUAUGUUGGCAUUUCUGUAGGCCUGUAUGUUGGCAUUUAUGUUGGCAUAUCUGUUGGCAUUUAUGUUGGCAUGUCUGUAGGCAUGUAUGUUGCCAUGUCUGUUUGCAUGUCUGUUGGCAUGUCUGUAGGCAUGUAUGUUGACAUGUCUGUUGGCAUGUCUGUUGGCAUUUAUGUUUGCAUGUCUCUUGACAAGUAUGUUAACACGUCUGUCGGCAUGUAUGAAGACAUGUAUGUUGGCACGUCUUUUGGCAUGUUGUUGACAUGUAUGUUUGCACGUCUGUUGGCAUGUAUGUUGGCAUGUCUGAUGGCAUGUCUGUUGGCAUGUCUGUCGGCAUAUCUGUUUGCAUGUAUGAAGACAUGUAUGAUGACAGGUCUCUUGGCAUGUCUGUUGGCAUGUUUGUUGUCAUGUCUGUUGGCAUGUAUGUUGGUAUGUCUUUUGGCAUGUCUGUUGGCAUGUAUGUUGGCAUGUCUAUUGGCAUGUAUUUUGGCAUUUAUGUUGGCACGUAUGUUGGCAUGUAUGUUGGCACGUCUGUUGGCAUGUUUGUUGACAUGUCUAUUGGCAUGUCUGUUGGCAUGUUUGUUGUCAUGUUUGUUGGCAUGUAUGUUGGCAUAUAUGUUGGCAUGUAUGUUUGUAUUUAUGUUUGCAUGUCUUUUGACUUGCCUGUUGGCAUUUAUGUUGACAUGUAUGUUGGCAUGUGUGUCGACAUGUAUGUUUGCACGACUGUUGUCAUGUAUGUUGCCAUGUAUAUUGACAUGUAGCUUGGCACGUCUGUUGGCAUGUCUGUUGGUAUGAUCUGUUGGCAUGUCUGUUGGUAUGAUCUGUUGGCAUGUCUGUUUGUAUGAUCUGUUGGCAUGUCUGUUGGUAUGAUCUGUUGGCAUGUCUGUUUGCAUGUCUGUUGGCAUGUAUGUUGGCAUGUAUUUUGGCAUGUAUGUUGACUUGUAUGUUGGCACGUCUGUUGGCAUGUAUGUUGACAUGUCAGUUGGCAUGUCUGUGGGCAUUUCUGUUGGCAAGUCUGUUGACAAGUAUUUUGGCAUGUCUGUUGUAAUGUCUGUUGACAUGCAUGUUGAAACGUCUCAUGGAAUGUAUGUUGGCAUGUAUGUUUGUAUUUCUGUUUGCAUGUCUGUUAAUAUGUCUGUUGGCAUGUCUGUUGGCAUGUAUGUUGAAAUCUGUUGGCAUGUUUGUUGACAUUUAUGUUGGCACGUCUGUUGGCAUGUAUGUUGAAUUGUCUGUUGGCAUGUCUGUUGGCAUGUAUGUUGAAUUGUCUGUUGGCAUGUCUUUUGGCAUUUCUGUAGGCAUUUCUGUUGACAAGUAUUUUGACAUGUCUGUUGUAAUGUCUGUUGGCAUGUAUAUUUUUAUUUCUAUUUGCAUAUCUGUUUGCAUGUUUGUUGACAUGUAAGUUGCCAUGUCUGUUGACAUGCAUGUUGGCAUUUAUGUUGACAUGUAUGUUGGCACGUCUGUUGCCAUGUAUGUCGACAUGUAUGUUUGCACGUCUGUUGGCAUUUAUGUUGACAUGUAUGUUGCCAUGUAUGUUAGCAUGUAUGUUUGUAGGUCUGUUGGCAUGUAUGUUGGCAUUUAUGUCGACAUGUAUAAUUUCAUGUCUGUUGGCAUGUAUGUUGACAUGUAUAUUGGCACGUCAUUUAGUAUGUCUGAUGGCAUGUCUGUUCUCAUGAAUGUUUGCAUGUGUGUUGGCAAGUAUGUUGGUGUGUCUGUUGGCAUGUAUGUUGGACUGUAUGUUGACAUGUAUGUUUGCAUGUCUGUUGGCAUGUCUGUUGGCAUGUCUGUUGGCAUUUAUGUUGACAUGUAUGUUGGCAUGUGUGUCGACAGGUAUGUUUGCAUGUCUGUUGUCAUGUAUGUUGCCAUGUAAUUUGACAUGUAGCUAGGCAUGUCUGUUGGCAUGUCUGUUGGUAUGAUCUGUUGGCAUGUCUGUUGGUAUGAUCUUUUGGCAUGUCUGUUGGUAUGAUCUGUUGGCAUGUCUGUUGGUAUGAUCUGUUGGCAUGUCUGUUUGUAUGAUCUGUUGGCAUGUCUGUUUGCAUGUCUGUUGGCAUGUAUGUUGGCAUGUAUUUUGACAUGUAGCUAGGCAUGUCUGUUGGCGUGUCUGUUGGCAUGUAUGUUGCCAUGUAUUUUGGCAUGUAUGUUGGCACGUAUGUUGGCACGUAUGUUGGCAUGUAUGUUGGCACGUCUGUUGGCAUGUAUGUUGACAUGUCUAUUGGCAUGUCUGUUGGCAUGUUUGUUGUUAUGUUUGUUGGCAUGUAUGUUGGCAUGUCUUUGGGCAUGUUUGUUGGCAUGUAUGUUGGCAUGUAUGUCGGCAUGUAUGUUGACAUUUAUGUUAGCAUGUCUGUUGGCAUGUAUAUAGAGGUCACCACUUUUUGUGAAUGUCCUAAUUUUAUACAAGUGUGGCUGUGUUUGAAGGUGUAAAAAAUUUUUUUUGUGUAGAUUUUGAUAGUAGUAUAUAAAUUUGUAGUUAUAUUUUUAAUUGAAACCUUUAGAUAAUUUUGCAAUGACUUUUUAAUUUUAAAAAAAUUAAUUAGACUCAAUUUAUUUAAUAUUUUAAAGGAAAUGUUGAUAUUUCAUACCUGAUAUUUGUAAAUAAGCUCUACAACUUAUAAUUUUUUUUUAACUACAAUGACGCACUUUCUGCACAGUACCUUCUUACGGUGACCCUUGUUCGGCUUAUCCCUGUCCUAAUAAUUUAAUCUGCUUGAAUGGUCGAUGUGAUUGCACGGCAAGUCAGUUCUUUGAUGAUGAUCUUUCUUGCAAAACAAGUAAGUGAGAUGGAAAUAUGGCAGAUUACUUAUAGGUGCCUUUUAAUUUUUUUUUUAAACCAUCAAAUAUGGUCAUAAUGUGAACAAUAAAUAUAUGUAAAAGCAAUAGUGUUUUCAAUUAAUAUUUACAGGUAGCCCAACACUGACAUUUUUAUGACGUGUCAGUCCAAGAAGUGUAUCAUUCGACGAAGUGACGUCGAUGAAACUUAUUUCGAUGAACUUACUUGCUAACUGUGUGUAAAUGUAUAAUUAUAUUAAACUUUAUCCUAUCCAAUUUAUGGACAGGAAACAAUGUUAUCACUCAUUUUGGCCAUACUGAGCAACUUUCAGCCAGUAGCUAUAUUCGCAGUCAUGGGCUGUCUGCUGGAAUAUUUUAUUUGCGCUACAGAAAAAUCAUGUAAUCGUGAUGUACAAAUGUAGACUUUAGGUAACUUGUGGUUAACUUUAGAGGGGUCGAGUUAGGUCAAUGUCUCUCGGUCAAAACAGCUCGAUAAUGUUGAUAUUUCUAGUGUGUGUUCUAGGACAGGAAUUUUCAAAAUUUGUAGCGAUUUGAAUUCGAUAUUGAGACUAAGUAUUUCUAGUUCAUCUCUCUUUUAUAUCUACAACUUCGCUUACAUUCUGGGGCAAUGUAAUGUACCACUAGAAAUAUAUAUUAAAAAGUUACAUUUUCGUUUUUCUUGCGGAUGUUUUGCUGGAAUUAAAAAAUGUUAAUACUAUUCACACAUUUGAUAGCAUCAUUAAUUUUAACGUUCGCCGAUAACGUAAACAUUUUAAUGGGUUGAUUUUUAAUAUCCUUAAUGUUUCCACCUUCCAGGGAUAGACUAUAACACUGGCGGAUGUGCAUCUAGUUCUCAAUGUAAACAGAGCCUGACCUGCAUCAGUCACGCUUGUGUGUGUAAUUCUACACAGUACUACGAUACCAAUGAGCUCAUAUGUAAAACAAGUACGUAUAUAAUAAUUCAAACAAAAGCGUAUGGGCAAAAAUAACAUCAAAGUAAUAUUAGCUUACUAAUCACGCUGUAGAAGGACAUUAUUAAUAUUAUAUUUGUAUGAGCAAUUUAAAGGAACAAAACAGCUUUUGAACAAUACUUGUUUAAUUGUGUAAAAGAUUCUUAAAGUGUUUGUAGUUAAGAAUUACCAUGUAGUGAAAGAAAUAUAUUUUUAUUUAAAAACAUUUUUUGUUCUUUUUAAAUUAUGAGUUUCAUGUGUUGAUUUCACAAGUACGUCAAUCGGGAAAAUGUACAUAAAUUAUCUGCUUAAUUGGCCAUUUUCAACAGGAAAAUCUUUCGGAAUUGCUUGCACGACAACUGGAGAAUGUCAGAGUAGCUUGACAUGUGAUAUAAACUGCAAGUGUUUGUACGCUGAGUAUUUUGACGGCACAUGUAAGACCAGUAAGUUCCCAAUGAACUUGAAAGAUACAUACGUCGAUUCUUACGUCCAAUAUGAAAACAAGAAAAUGAUAUUAGGAAAUUGUAAACAUUCAUGAAUUAAAUAACACAAAGCCCAAUAUAUACCUGCAUUUCUCAGAAGUCAGCUAUGUACAUUUUAGAGUAAAGAAAAUAGUUAGGUUUACAAUGCUUUUUUGACAAGCAAUUAUCACUCUUUAUUUAAUAGAUGUUUUCAGGGGGAUAACAAUGCGCCGAACAUCAAGCUUUAAAGCUUAAAAGAAUUGAUCCUCAAUGUUAAUGGUUACAUUUUAAAAACAAGAAGAAGAAAGGGGGGGGGGACUUUUUUAAAGAGGAAGAGGCAUGAAAUAAUGACACUGAUUUCAAAAAAUACAAUUGCCGAUAUUUUCACUAAAUGAGAUAUUUUUAGAAAAAUAUCAAAAGCGAAUUUGUGGUAUUGUAUGUGUUUGUUUUUCUUAAAUGGGUGGUCAAACUAAAUAUUCGGUGUAAAAGCGGGAGUGUCAUUAGAAUAUUAAUAUAGUUUAUUCCUGUGUGUGAUUAUUUUUUUUAUUUUUUUGGGGGGGCGGGGGGGGGGGGGAUUUCUGCCCAUCCCAUUUGCUGGAUAUUACAUUUUAUGAAAGAUUUUUUUUUUAACUUUCUUUUUAGGGUCAUCUAAUUAUUGUUUAGUAAAAGUUUUUUAAACACAUUUUAGUUUUGUAAUAGACCAUACAAUAGCCUUUUCAGUGUGACAACAAUAUUUAUUUCACUGUUUUUUUUUCUUUAUCCUACUUCUCCGAGUAAGACAUGGUUGCAUCUUAACAUGCUAACAGAUGCUAUGUACCUUUAAGAAUAAAUGUUCUAGCUAAAACUAAGGGAUUGAAAAGCAUGUAUCAUAGACACUGCCACAAAGUAACAGUACAUUGUUGAAUAUGUCUCUAAUUUUUUAUGAUUGAAACCUUUUUUUUUUUUAUUUUUGAAUUUUUAAUACAUUUUCCUAACCAUCCAGGGAUAGACUAUAACAGUGGUUCAUGUGCAUCUAAUACUCAAUGUAAACCGAGCCUGACCUGUAUCAAUCUCUUAUGUGUGUGUAAUUCUACACAAUAUUAUGAUACUAAUGAACGUAUCUGUAAAACAAGUAAGUAGAUAAUAAUUCAAACAUAAGCGUAUGCUACAUACAUUUUCUACAUUUAAAUUACAUCAAACUAAAAAGAGUUUACUACUCACAUUGAAUCGAGGUGUUAUGUAGAUGACGUGUUAACGUCAUCUUCCUCAGUGAAUAAACUCCAGCUGGCACCAAGCUCGGAACCGCACUUAUGGUGUGGGUAGCUAAAAAAAAGCCUCUCUUGACCUUGUUUACAACUAAGAAAAAAAAUAGUCUGUAUCAUUAGAAUUCUGUAAAAAAAUCUGGAGACAACUGGACAAGAAAACAGUGUGCAUGGCCGUUGUAGAAAGAUAAAUAAGACAGACCAGAAAAAGAGACAAACUGGAUAUUUUUAAGCUAUCAUUUAUCACGAGAGCUAAUGUGAGCGUGCGAUAUCUUUGCUUCGAGACGAGAGAUUUAUUUACUGUGAGUGUGUAGAUUCCUUUCCAUCAUUGCACGAUUUUUGGCACAUUGUGUUUUCUUCGACAUUGUACCGGUACAAGCCAAUCAUUGUUCUGUAUGUCCAUAGCUUUAAUUUUAUUUCUAUUUUGAUUUAAAAGCCAUUGUAAUAAACCUAAAUUUGUUCAUUAACUUUAAUUAACCCUGGAUUGAGUUCCGUACUCUUUGUUAUUGUAUUUAUCAUUUAGUAUCGUCAUUUGUUGUGUACUCUUUUAGAUCGAGCCAUACACUUAAAUAAGAGAUUAAUUUCCCCACAGUGAAAACAGUAUGCAACAGAGGUGUGAGCAAAAAUAUGGUAUAGUGUAUGUGCAUGUGCAAUUUAAAGGGGAAAAAUAGUUUUAAACACUUAUUAUUAAGGAUAUCUUCUUCUUUCAUUAUGCCUUUUUACCCCAUCUAGGACAUAGCCCGUCCACAAGAAUUAUCCGCUCAUCGCGGCCCCGUGCUUUCCUUCCCAGUUGCUUCCAGCUGUAUCCCAUAUUUUGCCAGUCUGCACCUAGCUCGCGUCUCCAUGUGUUCUUUGGCCUUAUUAUUUUUCUUUUUGCUUGUGGAUUCCAUAUUAGAGUUUGUCUAGUGAUGCUAUCUGGGGGUUUUCGGAGAGCAUGCCCUAUCUACCUCCAUCUUUUCUUACAAUGUCUUCCUCAAUGGGCACCUGGUAAGUUAAUUCGAAUGAAUCUUUAUUAGUGAUGAUGUUUGGCCAUUUGAUGUUCAGGAUCUUUCUAAGGCAUGUGUUUAUGAAAGUAUAUAACUUCUGAGUUAGUCAUAUUGUUGCUUUCUGCUCCUAAAUAGUAGAAUGUUUUGACAUUUAUAUUAGAUAUUCUGACUUUAAUUUGCAUAUUUAUCUCUAUCGACUCCCAUACUUUAUAUAUAGCUUAAAUGCUGAUCUAGCGUUUCCAAUUCUAGCCCUUACAUUCACAUUGGGUUCGCAAUUUAUAUGGAUAGUGCUGCCUAAUUAUUAGAGGGACUACACUUUUUCCAGUGCCUUUUCUAUAAGAGAGAUUUACUCUUGGUUUGCUUGAGUCCUCCUUUUAUUAAUAUUGAGUUCGAACUGUGCUGAAAAAGGCGUCUUUUGUUGCUGGUUGUGGGAUAUACGUGUGAUGUCGUCUGCAAAGUCUAGGUCAUUCAGUUUUUGCAGUGUUCACUGUAUCCUGUUCGUGCUUUUGUGUGUGGAUUUUUCAUUCUCAAAUCAAUGUCGAGUAUGAAUAGAAAAGGGAACAAGAAACAUCUUUGUGUGGCUCAUAUUUCCAAUUUAAAAGUCAUCUGUGAGUCUACCAUCGUGGAACACCCUGCUUGUCAUCUUUCACAAGAGCUCUAAAUGAUCCUGACUAGUUUUCCUGAUACUCCAUUAGUGCCUAAGAAGUUUCAACACGAUUUGUGGUUUCCAGGCUAUCAAAGGCCUUUUUGUAGUCUAUAAAAUGUAUAUAUCGUUGGCAGUUCCAUUCGAAUUAUUGUUCUACAUUAGUUCUUAGUGUUGCAAUUUGAUCUGCGCAUGAUCUGUUUUGGCAGGAGCCAGACCUGGUCUUUAAUUCUAUUCAAAACUUUGUCCUUGCACAGACAGCAGUGUAAUUCCUCUAUGAUUUGCACACAUGCUAAGAUCCCCUUUCUUUGCUAUCUUUAAGGGGAUAAUAAGGGUAGAGACUGCAAUCAGGUUAGCACAAUAUAAAAUGAGUAAAACAAAGUUGGGUUAAACCUGAAAAAAGAAAUGCAACAAAACAACGAACGUGUCGGCAGAAAGCCUUCUUCAGCGAACAAAACAACAGAAAAAAUGGUGCUAGCCACGAUUGCAUUUAUUGAAAAGUCCGUCUUGCCCUGGUGGUCGCAACUAUUUAAGUGUUUGGAAACGGGAUACUGUUUAUCUUGUGUAAUUUUUCGGAGGUGUUCGAUAAACCUGUCAGAAAGGUGUCGUCCAGUCUCCCCUAGGUACGUCUUCUGGCAGCGGGUAUUUUGAUGAGGUAUCCUUCUUUCCAAUCUUUUGGAACUCGCUCUUCUUCCUAUGUCUUUUUUUAACAGAGGGUGCAGCUCUAUUGCAUAUAUAUCAGCACUCAUCAUUUCUGCUGUGAUGUUAUUCGGUCUCGAGGAUUUCCUUAAUUUGAGCUGCUUGAUGGCCAGAUCUAUUUCUUCCUUAUUUGGUGCGCUAUCUUCUAUUGGCAAGUCUUCAUUCGCUGGCUUUAUGCCUGCUGUGUCUGUGGAUGGGGGUCUGCUUAAUAGCGCAUUAAAAUAGUUCAACCAUUUAGAUUGUUGUUUUUACAUUCAGUUGUUGAUCUUUUUUCUAUAUCCUUAACAGGGCUCUCUGGCCUUUUGUAUCUUUCUUACAGCUUUCUUGUUACAGCGUAGAGAUAUUCCAAGUUUCCCUUCCAGGGUACUUCUUCUGCUGUUGUUGCUAGACCAUCGAUGUAGGCAUUUUUAUCGUUUUUAAUUAUGUUUUUACCCUUUUAUUUGCUUCUUUAAAUUUCUCUUGCCCUUUUGUUUUCUCCGCCUUGGUGCGUCUGCUUUUAACUACAUGUUACUUUUCUUUUCUCUCUAUUAAUUUUUGCAGUGUGUUAACUGAGAGCCAGUGUUUGUGUUUCUGCUUCACUAAUCAUAAAACUUCUUGGCAAUUGGAUGUUAAGCCCAUCUUUAUAUUUUGCUGUUUGUGUUCAAAAAGGCAUCUUUUGUUUGGUGUUAUAACUUAUUCCUUAUGAUGGCACAAAAUUCUUCUUGUUUCUCUUCAUUUGCCAAUAGAGCGACGCUAAAUUAUUUCGUUUAAUAAUUGGAUUUUCCCAGUUUUUCUUCAGUUUUAACUUAAGUUUUGCCCAAACAAAAUGAUGAUCUGAUCAAACAUCGGCUCCUCUUUUUGCUCCAUCAUCUUGUAGAGAUCUACUAAAUGUUUUGCUAAUACAUAUAUCAUCUAUUUGGUAUUGUGUUUUGUUGUCCGGGGUAUCCAUGUUUUAUUUUGGAUGUUUUUAUGUUGGAAUUCAUUCCCUCAAGUGACAAACACAUUUGUUGCCCAGAAGUCUGCUAGUCUUUCACUGCUCCAUUCCUCCCUCGUACACCAUGGCAUCACAUAAUUUCCUCAUACCCACUGUUUUCCGUUCUCAGCGUUUAGGUCUCCCAUUAAAAUAUUUAGGUGUCUACUUGGGAAGAUUUCAAAUAUUGCUUGUAGUUUAUUAUAAAAUGUUUCUUUCUCGUCUUCCUUGAUAUUGUUUGUGGGUGCGUAGCACUGUGUUAUGUACAUCUUUAUUGUCAUUUUCUUUGUUCGGUAGGUAGCUGUUUUUAUUCUUGGUCCAAGGGCUUCCUAUUCAAUCAAUGACAGAUGUGCUAUCCGUGAUAACAUGAAAGCGACUCCUUGAGUGGGCGGAGUAUUUUCCUUCUCAUGCCCUGAGAACAUUAGCAUUGUUAUAGAGGCCAAAGUUAUCUGUCCAGCUUGCUUUCAUCGUGUUUUACAGAUGCCAAGCAGUGGUGUAAGUUUGUAAGUUCUCAUUUCUUCCGCCCCGUUCGCCACUUUCUCUGUUUCAUACAUGUUUCUGACGUUCCACUUGGCUAUGUUUGGGAGAUGAGCUGCGAAUGGAAUUUUUUUUUUAAAUAUUUGUAAUAAGAUGCAAAAUUUAUGAAAGAAAGUUUGUUUUUAUUUUUUAAACAAGCGUUGUUUGAUUAAUUUUUAUAUAUUUUAUGAGUUAAAUUCUUUGAUUUCAUCAAUUAAAAAAAUUAGAGAAAAAAUUUUUAUGAAGUAUUUUCUUAAUUUUCAUUUUUCAAAGGAAAAUCGCACGGAAAUGCAUGCACAAAAACUAAUGAAUGUCAGAGUAGUUUGACAUGUGAUGUAAAUUGCAAGUGUUUGAACUCAGAGUAUUUUGACGGCACAUGUAAAACUAGUAAGUACCAAAUGACAUUGUUGGACAUAUACGUCACUUCCUACGUGCAAUAUUAAAACAAGAAAAUGAUAUUAGCAAAGUAUAUUAAAGCAUUGAGUAUUUAAAAUAAACUGCAAGUAUACGUAUAUUUUUUAAUAAGUAAGUUAUGUAAUUUUUAGAGUAAAGAAAAUAUUUGAGUAUAAAUUCUUUAUUUGAAAAGGAACUAUCAGUGUAUAUUAAAAUUGUGAUUAGAGAAGACUGAAGAUAACAAUACGCCGCAAAUUUAAUUUAAAAACUUGGAAUAAUUAAUGCUCAAUUUCAUUUUGUUUAAUUUUACAAACAAAAAAAUAAAUCUGGUAACAACACAUAGUAUUAACUUAUAUUAAUAUAACAAAGGCAAGAUACAAAAUGUGAUAUAUUUUGUAAUAAGGAAAAAUGCAUUUAUUUGUUAGUAUUGACGCAGCUUAUUACUUAUUACAAAAUUGGCCACCAUUUUUAAUUUAUGUAAUGUGUAGUUUUUGUAACAUAACAUUCAAAGGAUGAAAAAAAAAGCUGCAUACUUUAUAUUCAAUAAUUUUAUAAAGUGCUAGUAAUGUGAAACUUCUUGUUGUUUAAUUAGUAAAUAAUCGGAUGACUUUAAAUAAAGCGUUAGAUCAAUCCAAUGAUGAGCUGUGGCAUUAAACACAGAUUUGAUGAUCGAACAAGUCUAAAUUCUGCUUAUAUAAUUGAGGACUUUUUAGUUGGAGUGCUCGUAAACUAGAGAAUAAAAUUGAUCAUUUUAACAUGCUAAAUCACAUUUUAAUAUAGUUAACUUAAAUCAUCAGACAAGUUUGAAGUCCUUACAUCUAUUUAAAUAUGACAAUUAUUGUAGUGAUAUCCUAUGUACUCAAUAUUGUGGAGAGUUCGGACCACGAGCGCCGGGCAGAUCUCUCAGCAGGGUUACCGGCCAUCUGGGGUUACCGGCCAUCUGACCAGGGUCGACUGAUCAAAGCACCGGGUGCGUCAGAUCUCGCAGCAGGGUACCGGCCAUCUGACCAGGGUGUUUCCCUGGGACGACUGGUUGGUAACCUGGUGGCGACAGGGGUUGGCGUAGGCUCCGACUGAUCAAAGGGGCGGGCACGUAAGAUUACAGACCUGAGGAAUGCAGCGGGCAGGGAUGAGGGGCAAAACCACGGCAGAGUUCAGUCCAGGUGUUUGGCGUGUAGCGGACAAAUCAAGACUUAAGAAGGUAGGGGGAGUAAUCUCUAGAGACGCCUCGGUUGGCUGGUGGACUUAUAAAUAGGGACCUCUGGACAGGACUAGGGGAGCGCGGCCGUAUGGUAGGAGAAGAGGGCAGUCAGAGUUGUGAGAUGAGAGAAGGUAUAAGCGAAGUGUCAGCCUAAUAAAGAGCAAGAUUUUAAUCAUCAAAUAUUAUCGCCUGAGUUGUUCUUUAGUAAAUGCCAGAUAUAGAUGGAAGGUUAGCAGAGAGUAAGCAAGGUUUCCUUACAAUAUCAUCCAACGACACACUCACACAAUUUAUAAUACAUACAUAUACAUACAUUUACAUACAUAUAUAUGAAUAUAUAACGAUGUAAUAUAUAAAUAUAUACAUAUAUAAAUAUUUCCAAUUUCAAAAUAUCCUUUAAUCAUUAACAAAUUACACUAUAUAUAAUAAAUUUCGCAUUGAUGAAUAUUAUAAUAAUGAUUGAUAAAAGUACAGUCAAAAUACAUCACACCAACUCCAAACAGAUUUGAAGUGCCUUUGAAUUUCGCGGACUAAUGGGGCAUGAAACCAAAUAAUACACUAUGACAAUCACAAGAAGAAAAAAAACAUCAACUCAUAUUUACUCACUAACUAACGCACAUAUUCUGGUGAAGGUCUGAGAUUACUCUCUUAUGACACCGGCUAGUAAAUUGGCUAUCAACUCCAUCUGUUCAGCUGAGCCAUACAACAUUUCCCUCACAAAGGAUCCUCCAACCGCCCUGGCUUCCCCCGGGAGAUCUAGUGCGGGACAUUCAGUCAACAGAUGUUCUAAGGUCUCUGGGGCCAGGCUGCAAUGCCGGCAGGUAGGAUCUCUGUUGUUAUCCAACCUCCAGAAAUAUGUGCGCAAGGGGCAGUGCUCGGUGCGCAUCUGCGUCACUAGACUCUGCGAUCUGCGACGUAACCCCCACCAUGGGUCUUGUUUGCUAUUUACUCACUAAACGAGACAAUCCUCCAACAUGUACACAAUAGUCCAUACCUUGGAAUUCUCUUCUCCAAUAACCUAAAAUGGUCACCUCAUAUAAACAACAUUUGAAAAAAGCCAACUACACCCUAGGUUUUAUCCGAAGAAAUCUGCGCCACUGCCCAACUUCCUGCAAACAGAAUGCCUAACUCGCACUCGUCCAUCCACUACUGGAAUACGGUGCGAUCAUCUGCGACCCACACCUUAAGCAAGAUGUGAAAACAAUUAAGCGAAUUCAACGAAACGCAGUGCGUUUAAUCGCUCGCGACUACUAAUCCACCACUCCUGGCUUCGUCACUGGCCUCUUAAAAAGAUUUGACCCCCCCCCCACCCUUAAAGACAGAUGAGAGGGACUCCGCCUGACAUUCUUAAAUAAAGUUUCCACACCUUAAGCAAGAUGUGAAAACCAUUAAGCGAAUUCAACGAAACGCAGUGCGUUUAAUCGCUCGCGACUACUAAUCCCCCACUCCUGGCUUCGUCACUGGCCUCUUAAAAAGAUUUGACCCCCCCCCCACCCUUAAAGACAGAUGAGAGGGACUCCGCCUGACAUUCUUAAAUAAAGUUAUCAUAGGACUGGUGCCGGCCAUCCUAGCAGGCACGUACCUCACCCCACAGAAGCCGGCUAGACUGAUCAGAGCAAAACGCUCACUGAACACGGACUUCACCACUGACAUUCCCAUUAACAAUUACACCAGAUCAAUAGCAAAUGCUUCAAAGUGCAUCAGUGCAACACAGUGCAGUAUCAACAAAAUCUUUCUUCCCACGCACAAUAAUAACAUGGAACAACCUGAACGAUGCCACUGUGAACUCGACAUCAGUCGAAAGCUGCAAAGCUGCCUUGGCAUCAGCUAGGAGCUGUUAGAAUAGCAACAUCAUACCCCAAACCGUUGCAAAAAUGGAUGCAGCAACGAAACAUUACCAGAACCAGAAUAUCCACUAACUUUAGAAUAAUAACAUCCGACCAGCUGCCACUUUGAAAUCUAUUACUACAAUAUAUCUUCCAUUUCAGGUCCGUCUUUUCUAUAUUUAGAUCCACGUAUUAAAGUUGUGAAAUAAAAAGCACUUUUUACUCAACUGUAAUCUAACAUUUCAUACCAUUAUUUUAAGAUUAUAUUUCUCAAUUUUAAUUCAAGAGAUCGGACACUUAUUUUGUGCUAUUAGAUAUUAAUAUAUUAAUGCAUUUUUAACUAUGCAAGUAAACUAGCUCAAUACAUUUAUAAACUUCUUAUUACAAUGUUUAUGCAAUAAUAAUAAUAUUACAGAACCGGCGUAUGGUGGCACAUGUUCAACAACCAUACCUUGUCUCAACAACAUGGAAUGUAUAAGUAAUCGGUGUGAAUGCACGGAAAAUCAAUUUUUAGACGUUGAUAAUUUUUGCAGAGCACGUAAGUACUGUGGCUAAUAUUUUUUGUUUUAAUUAGGUAUUUGACGAUCUCAUUAGGACUUGUGGCGAUGGGCAAGCUGCGAAGCGGAAGGUGUGAGUACAAGGAAGAUGUGGUUGCCUAUCAACUCUGUUCAAAAUGUCGCUCAUCACUUAAAGAUGUACCAGGGGUUUCCGAAAGCCCCAUGAGUGACUGAGCAGCCCCUUUAAGGAAGACAUUACUUACCAACUUUGCGCCAAUAACAGGAUGUGUAGAAAAUAUACUUCAGAACAAGAGAUGUUUGGUUUAGAAACGAACAUAAAUCUGUCCUGUCUUGUUUUUUCAAGACCAAAUAUAUCUUGUUCCAUUGAGUAUUUAAAUAUAUGGUGUAAGUUUUAAAUUAGUAACCAGCUUCUCCUGGUUUGGCAUUACUCAGUGCCAUAGUGCAACAAUCGAUAACGUGAUUAUUCUUCUAGUUGCAAGAGCAAGUGCAACCACUAACAAAAUGUCUAGAAAGAAUAGACCACGAGAGUAAUCAACACUCAAAAGAAAUAAAAUUAUUCAAAGCGGUUGUGUUUCUUGACAUUCUUUAUUUUAAAGCUAUUUGAGUCUCGUAUGGUGGGACGUAUUUUCAGAGUGUCAGGCAACCUUGUGCAAAAAUAAUGUUUGAUGGCCAUCUCCAUCUUAAAACCUAUGAAAAACUACUAUUAAAAGCACAAUCACGGAAAUCUUGAAGAUGUCCCACCAAUUCUUUGAACACGUAAAUUUCGUGUCAAAAUCAGUGUAACGAGACAUCUUGUCAAAAAGGAGACACAAUCCUAACCAACAGGAAACGGAUGAUUAAAAUAGACUUAAUAGCUUUUGAAAGAAUAUCUAACAUCAAAUUGGUAAUCCUAAUGUUUUAAACGACCAAAAAUUGGUAUUUUAAUAGGUAAAAACUAAUUCUUAAUCAUUAAUAUAUGACUUAAUUUAUGAAAUAUAAAAAAAAAAACAAUGAAUAUAGUGCAUUGUAGCCUCUAAGCAAAAUGAAUUCUCUUUUUAUCAAUAAAUUUAUGUUUUUCAUAUUUCAUUUUGGUAUUAGCAACAACAAUAGCAAUAGCUAACAGUUUUACAAUGAUCUUUAUUUCUCUGUAUUUCUAUUUAAUGUUACAUUGCGCGUCCCACAUUCAUCAUCGUCUACUAGUAAAGUGUAGAGGUAUAUUAUUCAUCUGUUUGAGAAUACGUGCUAUAGCUAGUACUUAGGUAUUUAAUCAUAGACAUUGUCAUAUUUUUUUAAUAUUGCAUCUCAUACCUUGCGUUGUUGAAAUUUAAUUAUUUUUGCAUUGAGAAAUAUUUUCCCCAAUAUCCAGGGAUAGACUAUAACAGUGGUUCAUGUGCAUCUAGUUCUCAAUGUAAACCGAGCCUUAUCUGCAUCAAUCUCUUAUGUGUGUGUAAUUCUACACAAUACUACGAUGCCAAUGAACUUGUCUGUAAAACAAGUAAGUAGAUAAUAAUUCAAACAUAAGUGUAUUUUAGAUUUAUUUUCUACAUUUAAAUUACGUCAAAGUUAUUCGAGUUUUAACAAUUACAUUGGAUCCAUGUUUAAAUAGAGAUUAAAAAUAUUGUAUCUGUAUGUUCAAUUAAAAGAAAUAAAAAAUGUUUUAAACAAUACUUUUUUUAAUGGUAUUUAUAUAUUUCUAAAACAUUUGUUAAUAGAAACAAAACAUAUUAUGAAAGAAACAUUUUUUACAUUUUUUUUUUCAAAGAAGAAUAGUUUUAUUAUGUUUUCAUUUUUGUAUGAGUUCCAUGUGUUGAUUUCAUAAGUCAUAAUAUGAUAUAAUCUGAAUUAAAUUGUCGGCUUAACUGUCUAUUUCAAACAGACAAACCUUACGGAAUGGCAUGCACGACAACUGGAGAAUGUCAGAACAGUUUAACAUGUGAUGGCAACUGCAAGUGCUUAGCCACUGAGUAUUUUGACGCCACGUGUAAGAACAGUAAGUAUCAAAUCAAUUUGUAGGACGUAUGUGUUUUCUCCUACGUACAGUACAAAAACAAGAAAAUGAUAUAAGCAAAGUAUCUUAAGUCGAAGAGCACUUAAAGCAAACGGCUAAAAUGCGUAUUUUUAUCACAAGUAAAUUCUGUUAUUUAAAAGCUAAUAAAUAUUUGAGUUUAUAAUACUUAUUUGAAAAGCAAGUAUCAGUCUUCAUUUAAAAAUGUAUUUAUUGAAGAAGACAAAAUUUCUUGCCACAUCAUCCUUUGAUGCCUUAAAGAAUUUAUGCUUAAUAUCCGCCGACAUAUUUUUAGCUUUUCUAACAAAACCUUUAAUACGAUAAGAAAACACAUAAUAUAAUGUUAUAAUAUUAUAACGAAUAAUGUAUAUUGAAAUAUUUUUAUCAAGUGGUAGUUUAUGUUUGUUACUAAACUAUUUAUGUAUCGGAUGUCUUUAGAUGAAGUGGUAACAAUGACUUAGUUGAUGAUAAGUACAAACAAUGUACAUGUGCAUUAUAGCCUCCUCGCCAAAAAAAAUAUUUUAUUUAUAAAUUUAACGUUUUCUGGUAUUCGUGUUUGAUAUUAGAUACUAAAAUGGCAAUAGAACACAUUGUAACAAUAUUUAUUCCAUUCUUUGUAUUUUUGUAUCACAUUUCCGCUGACCACAUUGAGCACCGUAUAAUACUACUAGAGGUUUAUGCAGCUUAUUACGAACAUAUUAUGUCCUAGCUAUUAAUUAGCAAUUGAAAAGUAUAGUUCCCGGAUUAUUGCCACAAGUGUUGAGUGUUGCAUCUCAAGCUUUCUAAUGUGGACAUUUAAUUACUUUUUAAAUCGUAAUUCUUUUCUCCGCCAUCCAGGGAUAGAAUAUAACAGUGGUCCAUGUGCAUCCAAUUCUCAAUGUAAACAGAGCCUGGCCUGCAU